UCUUCCUCGGGUGGCGGUGGCAGAGCGAGGUGACCAGCAGCCAUGACCACGGAGACGGGCCCCGGGUCGGAGGUGAGGAAUGCGCAGGAAGAGGCUCCGCAGCAGCAGCUGGAGGCGGCUGCCCACGGCCCCACCGCAGCCCCCAACCCCACCGGCCGGGACAGCGACGCCAACGAGAAGCCCGGGGCACAGUCCGAUGCCCGAAAUAUGGAGCCAGGCACAGACAUGGAGGACAAGGACUACAGUGAGACAGAUGGGCUCUCUGACAAAACAACCCCCAGCAAGACCCAGAAGUCACCCCAGAAAACCACCAAGAAAGUGAAGAGUGCCCUGUGCAGGGUGACCCUGCUUGAUGCCUCCGAGUAUGAGUGUGAGGUGGAGAAACACGCCCGAGGCCAGGUCCUCUUUGACAUGGUGUGCGAGCACCUCAACCUCCUGGAGAAGGACUACUUCGGUCUCACCUUCUGUGACUCAGACAGCCAGAAGAACUGGUUGGACCCCUCCAAGGAGAUCAAGAAGCAGAUCCGCAGUGGGCCCUGGAACUUUGCCUUCACUGUGAAGUUCUACCCUCCAGACCCUGCCCAGCUCACAGAGGACAUCACAAGAUACUACCUGUGCCUGCAGCUCCGUGCAGACAUCAUCACGGGGCGCCUGCCCUGCUCCUUCGUCACCCAUGCUCUGCUGGGCUCUUACGCUGUCCAGGCCGAGCUGGGCGACCACGACACCGAAGAGCACGUGGGCAACUAUGUCAGUGAGCUCCGCUUCGCCCCCAACCAGACACGGGAGCUGGAGGAACGCAUCAUGGAGCUGCACAAGACUUACCGCGGAAUGACCCCUGGGGAAGCAGAGGUCCACUUCCUGGAGAAUGCCAAGAAGCUCUCCAUGUACGGGGUGGACCUGCACCACGCCAAGGACUCAGAGGGCAUUGACAUCAUGCUGGGCGUCUGCGCCAACGGCCUCCUCAUCUACAGGGACCGGCUGCGCAUCAACCGCUUCGCCUGGCCCAAGAUCCUUAAAAUUUCCUACAAGAGGAGCAACUUCUACAUCAAGAUCCGCCCGGGUGAGUAUGAACAGUUUGAGAGCACCAUUGGCUUCAAGCUGCCCAACCACCGCUCAGCCAAGCGGCUCUGGAAGGUCUGCAUAGAGCAUCACACCUUCUUCAGGCUGGUGUCCCCAGAGCCACCCCCCAAGGGCUUCCUGGUGAUGGGCUCCAAGUUUCGGUACAGUGGGCGGACGCAGGCGCAGACGCGACAGGCCAGUGCCCUCAUCGACCGCCCAGCUCCGUUCUUCGAGCGCUCCUCCAGCAAACGGUACACCAUGUCUCGCAGCCUUGAUGGAGAGUUCUCACGUCCAGCCUCCGUCAGCGAGAACCAUGAUGCUGGGGCGGAGGGUGAGAAGCAGGAUGAGGACGGUGAGUUUGGCAGCAGGAGGCAGUCUGAAAUGGAGGAUGAGGAGGUGACCACCCCGACGAAAAUCAAGGAGCUGAAGUUUUUAGACAAGCCAGAGGAUGUUUUGCUGAAGCAUCAGGCCAGCAUUAAUGAGCUGAAGCGGACCCUGAAGGAGCCCAAUAGCAAGCUGGUUCACAGGGACCGGGACAGGAGGCUGCCUUCUUCACCAGCCUCUUCCUCACCCAAGCAUGAGGAUGAAACACCAAAGGGAACACCUGAAAAGGCCAGUGAGACGAUGGAAGAGGACACCCUAGACGAUUUUGCAUCAGAGCAUGGACCUUCCCUAAGCAUGGAGUUUUUCACACAGAAAAGCCUUGUCUCCUCUCCUGAGAGAGCGGGUGUGAGGGAGGGCACCGAGGAGAGACCUAAACCACCUCGGCACAGGGCCCCCGAGAGCGACACCGGCGACGAGGAGCCUGACCAGGAGAAGGACUCAGUCUUCCUGAAGGACAACCACCUGGCCAUUGAGCGCAAGUGCUCCAGCAUCACGGUCAGCUCAACCUCCAGCCUGGAAGCAGAGGUGGACUUCACUGUGAUCAGUGACUUCCAUGGCACAGCCUUUGAGGACAUCUCACGAAGCCUGCCCGAGCUGGACAAAGACAAGAGCGAAAUGGAAGACGAAGGCCUGGUUUCCUUCCAGCACACUGACAAAGUAGUUCCUGGACUGGAAGAGGAUGUCAAAGGCAGGGAGAAGGUCUCCCAGCCUAGCCCAGAUGUCUCCCAUCUAGAGCCAUCAGCCCCAAAAACAGAUGCUGUGAUGGUCAGCCUGGGGCUGGGUGUGAAGAAGCCUGAAGCAGAUGGCUCUACUCCCCACCGGGUUAGCACCACAGACACAGUCCAGGUGGACGGAGGCACCCCAGGCAGCAGGGACACCACUGCCACUGCCCAGGCUGGCACCACAGAGAUGGCGCUGGUGACCUCAAUCUCCGGCGGCUCCUCUGGGAAGGAGAUGCUCACCAGCAUAUUCAGUGCCACUGCAGAAACCCUCUCUACUUCCACCACCACCCAUGUAACCAAGACUGUGAAAGGGGGAUUUUCUGAGACCCGGAUAGAGAAGCGCAUCAUUAUCACAGGAGAUGAAGAUGUGGACCAGGACCAGGCACUGGCUUUAGCAAUCAAAGAGGCAAAACUCCAGCACCCUGACAUGCUGGUAACCAAAGCUGUGGUAUACAGAGAAACAGAUCCCUCUCCAGAGGAAAGGGACAAGAAACCUCAGGAAUCUUGACCAACAUGUUCCUUAAAGUCAACAUCUGUAUUCCAACCUGGAGAACAGGGGAGAAGGAGCCUUCAUGCUGGAUUUGUCAGCAAGACAUAGACAUCCUAGCUGCAAUGUUCAUGGCGAAGAGACAAAAAUUUUUAAAAAAGGAAUAGCAAAUAUAUUAUAUAUAUAUAUACAUACAUACAUAUAUAUAUAUAUAUAUAUAUAUAAAAACAGGAAACAAAAUGCAUCCUUGCACUGCUGCUAUAUGCUGGAAAUGAAUAGCAAAAAACACCACCAACAAACAAAGUCAACCCACUGCAGAUAAAUUGAAGAAUUUCGUGGAUUGGUGAUCAAAUAAGAUUUAAAAAGUAAUAAUAAUAACAAUAGUAUCGGUAACAAUACAGUAAGCAACCAUCUUGCAUGUUACAUUAAAGGACACACAAUCAUGAGUUCAUUUGUUGCACACUGAAUGGAAAGGAAAACUGCUUUGCAACAAAGCAAGAAGUAAGCAAACUGAAGUAAAAAAACACAAGCAGAAGCAAAACUAUUCCCCACCUCUGGAAAGAAGAGAGAAAAACUCUGAAUUUAUGACCAUAGAGUUAUUUUCCAAUUCACAAGUGUCGUUUUGCCCUUCUCCUCAUUCCAUGCUGGUUCUUCUGCAUUUUUUUGGGUUCUGUUAACUCUUCCCCUUCCCUUCCUUAUCUUCUCUGUGCACUUGUCCAACCUCUUGUUCUCUGAAGGUAUUUAGGAAUGGAUUUCAUUUCAAACAAAGAAAAUGAUAUGUAUAUGGUUUCUCAUCUCUAAAGAGCAACCUGUGGGGUUUCAUAUGGAUGUGCAUUUCAGUUAUGUAUAUUAUUAUAUAUAACAAAGGGGGAGGGAGGGAACAAUGCUGAAAUAAUUCAACAGUGCUGGUAAAUAUGAUGCCGACAUUUUUAAAUUAUUAACUCUUUGAUUGACUGUGGUUGGUGUAUUUUGAGACUCUUAGAUCACACAUGGGACUCUGAGUCCUGCAAGAAGAGAACUGAGAAGGUUUCAGCUGCUGCUAGUUGGGGGGGAAAUGAAAGGGCAAGGGACAGGAAUGUCCCUCCAGCUGAUCUGCAGUGUAUGGUGGUUAGAUUUGGAGGGGCAGCAGUGACUCGAAGGGGUAAGGAAGGGGGUUGAGGCUCCAGCUGUAACAGCUGUUGGCAGAACGGUCUCCUGGCCCCCAGCUGGAGCCAUGGGAUCAGCAGGACUGUGUUCAUUGCUCCCUUCCAGCCCUGCCAGUGGUGGGGGUGGUUUUGCUUUGUUUCUGGAUCCCAGUAAUGAAGUUACUUGAGCUUUGUAGUAGUGUCAAAGGCAGAGGGGCUGUUUCUGCCCUGUCUGCCCUGCUACCUGAGGUGUGAUGGCAAGGGCUGCCCGAGGCACUUGGGCUGGGGACAGCAAUGGCAGGGCCGUGGCAGUCCUCCCCUGACCUGCCUAGGAGUGGGCAGUGGAGGGACCGUACUGUGUCCAUCACUGCAGAGCGUCCGCAGCAUCCCAGGCUGGAUGGGGGAGCCCAGGCCCUCUGCAUAAGCAGAUGUGUGUUGAGGAGGUGUCAGUGGAGCUGCUCCCAGCUCAGCCCAGCUCGGCCUUCAGCCACAGGCUCCCCCCAUGGCUGCCUUUGGAAGGGGAUCAUGGACCAAGCCCAGGCCUCUGUACACUGUGAACCAGGCAGUUAAGGUAGACUCAAAACCAAAACCAGAAAGGAAAGGAAAUAAAUGGGUUUCCUUCUCGAAAUCGUCUCUAGCUCCUACAGAAACAGAAGGGCCCAUGAUUCUGCACCAUUUUGCCUUUAGUCUCCUACCCCUCACACAGACCAUGCCCAGAAAUAGGCAUGUUUUGUCAGGUCCUGCCACAGCUUGGAGGAUGCCAUGGACAGACCCUGCUCACCACCUCCACUGUCCCAGGUGGGAGCUGCUCCCUGGCAGUUGCACUGACCGGUUGCUCACCAGGACGUCCCUGUGAAGUCUGCUCUCCUGGCAGAGUGGUUUCUCCUGCAAGCAUGGAAGGCAUGACCACAAGCAGGUAGGGCUGCCAGCUCUUGAGGGUCUCCCCAGCUUCCAGCCAAGCACCUUCAGCUACUUUUAGAGAGCAGACCCCCCCAACCUAAAAAGAGUUAAAGCAGUUGCAUAGGCUACUUUUCUCUCUGUUGUUUUUCCAAUGCACCCAAGCCAGCCAUGACCACCAAUGGCACUGUCAGAGGGUAAGGGGGUGCUGGAGGGCUAGUGGUCUGCCCACUGUGCUGGUGUUCAGCAGCACACAGCAUCUUUCAGACAUGGAGGAGCCCACUCAGCUUGGACAGUGCCCUUGGACACCUCCACAACCCCCUCAGGGCCACUGGGACCCUCGAGACUUGCUUUUGGCGUUGUGCAGAGUCAGGAAACCGAAGGUUCCUGUGGAAGUGAGAGGCCUUACACAGUUAGACUUCAUGUGUGCUUGGACUGAAGUGAGUUCUGUUUGCAGUGAGCAAACCCAGCCCCUGGCUCCCAAAGCAUGUUUAUGGGUGGCAGUGUCUAAAACUUUUCUAAAAAAAAAGGAAAAAAAGGAAAGAAAAAAGCUCACUGCUUGUUCCCUGGGUGAGGUGUGGUUUUCUGAUGCUCAGCUCAAGCCCACCCAUCACUGCGCUCUGUUUUUAAUAGCUGGUCACUGCUUGUUUUCUUCCAGGGGCCUUUCUGUUGAAAGGGGUGGGAGACAUGAGUGCCUGUUUUUAUCCAAUCCCACAAAUUCAUUCUGAACGUGGCCUGCAAUUGCAUGAGUAAUAUAACAAUAACAAUAAUAAUAUUUAUUUUUAUUUGAGAAGCACCUUACCAACCAACUGCAAUGCUCUGUUGUUCCUUCACUAACUCUCCUUUUCUCUUCCCUUGUUCUCCCUCUCCCCCUUUGGUCAUACUCCUUUUCAGUGCUCAGUGGUGUAUGCGUGUGUGCUCACUGUUCUUGUAUUCAAUAAAAGUGAAAUAAAUGUGUUUGAUGCUAAAUCAA
This is a messenger RNA of Manacus vitellinus (golden-collared manakin), 5646 nucleotides long. It is a transcript of the gene EPB41L1, whose product is annotated as erythrocyte membrane protein band 4.1 like 1. Gene Ontology annotation, molecular function: actin binding; structural molecule activity. The record is from RefSeq and is a predicted model, not a curated record. Gene Ontology annotation, biological process: cortical actin cytoskeleton organization. The coding region runs from base 43 to 2673 and encodes 876 amino acids. NCBI's taxonomy places the organism in Eukaryota, Metazoa, Chordata, Aves, Passeriformes, Pipridae. The transcript is spliced from 20 exons. Gene Ontology annotation, cellular component: plasma membrane; cytoskeleton.